Messenger RNA from Rotaria sp. Silwood1, 2015 nucleotides. The record is from the annotation of a GenBank genome assembly. Lineage: Eukaryota; Metazoa; Rotifera; Eurotatoria; Philodinida; Philodinidae.
AUGAAAUCUCAGGACUUUCGAAAGGUGGUUAUGCGAAUGAUUGACGAUGGAAUGCCGUCGAUCGAAAUUGAAAAACAAUUACGAAAUGUCGUCAACCAACGUACAAUUAGACGAUGGCAAAAUUUAUACAAGGAAACAGGUGAAAUCGAUUUGAAAAAAUCGACUGGUAGACCCAAGAUUGUGAGAACAAAAGGUCUUAUACAAAAGGUGAAACAGCGAUUGGUUUACAAAGGUCGACAAAGUGCACGUUAUUUAGCUAAAUCAUUUGGUGUUUCCAGCGAAACUAUGCGCCGAAUAAUUAAGGACGAUCUUAAUUUACGUGUUUAUCGUAUUACAACUCAACCAAAGUUAACCGAUGAUCACAGAAAACGACGAGUAUCAUUUGCAUCUUGGGUGCGAAAAUUCUUAAGAAAAGAAGAUCAUCGUAAAAUUUUAUUUACUGAUGAAAAAUAUUUUUCAGUGGAAGGUGUAUUCAAUCGAAAAAAUGAACGUGUUUAUGCUGUAAGUCGAUUGGAGGCAGAUGAACAAGGGGGCAUAAAUGAAAAAUCUAAGUAUUCAAAAAGAAUAAUGGUAUGGUUGGGAGCUUCUAAAAAUGGUCUUACAUCUCCAAUUAUAUUUGAACCUGGUGAAACAUUAUCGCAUAAGAAUUAUAUUGAAGUUCUUCUUCCACAUGCACAAUCUGAAGGUGAACGGCUGUUAGGCGAAGAUUUCAUCUACCAACAAGACAACGCCACGCCGCAUGUACAUCGGAAAUCGUUGGCAUGGUGUGAAGCAAAUUUCAACCAAUUUAUAGGCAAUCACAAAUGGCCGCCUAACAGUCCUGAUCUCAAUGUUCUGGAUUAUUACGUGUGGGAUGCUAUUACACAUAACAUGCAAUGGAAUAAAGUUAAAGAUUAUGAUACAUUAAUUGAUGAAAUUAGGAAAGGAAUUCGUCGUGUACCAAAAGAUGAUCUUCUUCGUAGCGUCAAAAAUUGGUCGUGUCGAAUUUUGUUCGUUUUGAAAAACAAUGGUGCAUAUAUAAAAUGAGCUGUUCUUUCUAAAUUGUAGAGCUUUUUAUGUUGCAUCUUGUGGUGUAUUUUGUUUUGUUUUUAAUAAAACAUAUUAGGUGAUGAAAAAAUGAAAUAAGAAAAAGUAACGAAAAAAUUAGAUCGUUCGCAACAUCAAAAAUUGGUCGCCCAGAAUUUUGCUUGGUUUGAAAACAAAACCUAGCCAAAUAAAAUAAGCUUUCCUAGGUAGACUGUACAGCUUUUCAUGCUGCAUCUAGUAGCAUAUUUUGGUUUUUUAAUACAACCUAUUUAGUGAUUAAAAUAUGAAAUACAAAAAGCGGACAUUCAUUAUGGGUCACCCGUUAGUUUUGUUUCACAGACUUUCUUAUACUAGAAUAUAAAGGAAAUUCUUGUUUGGUACGUUUUUUUCUCAACGAAGUUGUUAAUAUCAGAGUGCGUAAUAGUUACUUUUAAGGAAGUGGUUACAUGGGGUUCGCUUCUCUCGUAAUACGUUUGAUAGAACAAGAAAGUGAUAAGCAAUUUUCGUAGAUUUGAUUGAAAAGAAAAGCUUUUUUUCUUCAUAGUGCAGGCAAUCUUUUCUGUUUCUAUGAAACAACAACAUAAAUAUUUAAUUACGUUACCCAUUUUAACAUAAACACUUAAACCUUUUUAAAUAUAAGCAUGAAUUAGCCCUACAAUCAUUGUGAUCCUAAAGGGAAAAUAGCACUUAAUGCCAUGGUAUACCAGAAAUGACAUGUAAUAUAAUGAAAAUAUGGUGAGCGGACAACUGAUCACAGGAAAUUGAUCAUGGGACAACUGAUCACGGACAAUUGAUCAUGGAUAAUUGAUCAUGACAGACAACUGAUCACGGCGGACGACUGAUCAUGAAUAACUGAUCAUAAAGGAAAAUUGAUCAUGAAGGUUCAUGAAAUUAUUGUUAUCGUUUAGGGUGGGUGUGUGGGUGUGGAUGUGUGAGGUGUGGGUGGGUGUGGGUGGGUGUGUGGGUGUGGGUGAGUGUGGGUGUGGGUG